This is a messenger RNA of Panicum hallii, 1982 nucleotides long. RefSeq names its product probable 4-hydroxy-tetrahydrodipicolinate reductase 2, chloroplastic. The record is from RefSeq and is a predicted model, not a curated record. The coding region runs from base 984 to 1781 and encodes 265 amino acids. Gene Ontology annotation, molecular function: 4-hydroxy-tetrahydrodipicolinate reductase activity; NADPH binding. Gene Ontology annotation, cellular component: chloroplast stroma. The transcript has 8 exons. NCBI's taxonomy places the organism in Eukaryota, Viridiplantae, Streptophyta, Magnoliopsida, Poales, Poaceae.
ACACCACGUUCCCACGCACCUCGCCGUGGCUGAGGUGGGGCCGCCUCGGCGGAGCCGCCGCGCCGCACUGUCUCAGCGCCGCGGCACCGGCGUUAGCACCGGAGACAGCCGCGGGGCCGGGGAGCGUCUCCUUCCCGAUUCUGGUACGCAUUCCGCCGGUCGUCCCCAAUGUGCGGCUAACCUGUUUGAUGAAACGAUGCGCUGGAGGUACUGCCUCUGUUAAUCUACAUAAUGGUUUCCAACUAGCACCAACGUGUUCGAUGUAAUGCCACAGCGCGGUUCGCCGUCUUAGGCCUCGCCGGUGGCUCUGACUGCCUUUUGUGGGAUUCAGAUGUGUCUUUUGAUCCAUGGGGUCUUCAGAAGAUAAAUUUGCUUACAACCUAAUGCCUGACCAAAUGUGCCCACGAGUUGCGAUUGUACAUCUACUAGGGACGACAAUGUCAGCGACAAUACCUUUCUGGAGAAACAAUGUCUCAUUAUUAAUGUAAAAAUGUUUUUAUUGGGUCGAUGAGUUACUUCACUUUCAGAUUUUCUGUUACCAUUUCUCUGGAGAAUUUAAAUGAGGAAGCAUACCGCCAUAGACAUAACCUGGCUCUCACAACACGCACAUGUGCAGACCUCUAACACAAGCUAGGUUUCUUGUUAGCUGAUCAUAUUGAGGUUUUUGACUUGGUCAUAUGAAGCUCGGUUUCCUUGCUGCAAAGGAGGCUUCUUCAGCUAUCGCGUUUGCUUCUGUAAUUCACAUAAAGCAAGUGCAAAGUCACUAAUGUCUUCAGAUUUUCUUUUCCUCAACGAAACUCCUGCUCAACAAUACUUUGUGCUGAUAGUGACUUGUCUGGGUCAUCAGAAAUAUCAGAACUAUAAAGAAUUUGAUAAGAUCUUAGAGAGAGGGAUUUGGAACGAGAAAGACGGAAGCCUAGCUGAUCAAGUAUGCCCAUGUGUAAUUAUUUAAAUGUUAAGAGGUGAAUGGCUGCACUGGUAACAUGGGGCUAUCUGUUGCUGAGGCUGCUGUUCGUAGGGGCCUUCACCUAGUCCCCGUUUCAUUCAGUAGUAGAGAGAAGGUUAAAAGAACAAUACAAGUUGGACAAACGGACAUUCGUUUAUAUGGUCCUUCUGCACGUGAAGAUGUUCUUUCAUCUGUCGCUGAUGAAUUCCCAGAUGUCAUUGUUGUGGACUACACAGCACCUGAUUCUGUGAACUCUAAUGCUGAGCUCUAUUGCAAGCUUGGUUUGCCAUUUGUGAUGGGCACAACUGGUGGGAAUCAGCAGUUACUCUACAAGUCAGUGCAAGAUUCAAAAAACUAUGCACUAAUAUCUCCACAGAUGGGAAAACAGGUGGUUGCAUUUCUUGCUAUAAUGAGAAUCUUUGCCGAGCAGUUUCCAGGGGCCUUUUCAGGUUAUCAUUUAGAGGUUUUAGAAUCCCAUCAAGCUAGCAAGAAGGACACAUCUGGUACAGCUAAAGAUGUGAUUGCUUCUUUUGAGAAAUUAGGUGUGCCAUAUGAUAUGAACCGGCAGAUGGUUAAGAUUAGAGAUCCUGAUCAGCAGCUUGAGAUGGUGGGUGUCCCUAAAGAGCAUAUUGAAGGGCAUGCAUUCCAUUUGUACCAUCUCACUUCUCCUGAUGAUAGUGUUUCAUUUGAGUUCCAGCACAAUGUUUGUGGCCGUUCAAUCUACGCUGAAGGAACUAUUGAUGCUGCAAUAUUUCUGCAUAGGAAGGUACAAUCAAAGGAUUCUAAGAGAAUAUACGACAUGGAGGAUGUCUUGCGAGAAGGAUACAUGCGAUAAAAUUUACUGAUUAGUUGUUCAUUAGUUUGAAGCAACGUACUGUUUUUUUGGUUGUCUGUGGGGAAGUAUUAGAUACUUACUAAUAGAGCCUCUGUGUGAACUAAAUAAACAGUUAGUCUGUACUAAGUUCUUCAAGUUUCUAUCAAAAUUGAAGAAAAAAUAUGUUAGAAAUAAAAAAACUACACAUUAAAAAGUACAUAA